GACCGGAAGUCGCCGUUGUCCAGGAGACGCAGACCUAGGAGGAAGGCUGGGGGCUCGGGCGGAAGAGCAGGGGUUGCGCUUAAAGCCGGCGAUAAACGGGGGCGCUUCCCUCCGUCCACCGGCAUCUCUCUCCCCCUUCGCCUCCUGGACGGUGCAGCGGACCGAGAUGGCGGUGCAGGCCGCUCACUUGGAGGCGGACGCCUUCUUGGUGUGCCUGAACCACGCGCUGAGUACCGAGAAGGAAGAAGUGAUGGGGCUGUGUAUUGGAGAGACAGGCCGGAUCCUGUACACCUGUUUCCAGUCCAUUCAAGCACAAAAGAGCUCAGAGUAUGAGAGGAUUGAAAUUCCUAUUCAUGUGGUCCCUCACAAUACCAUUGGGAAAGUGUGCCUGGAGUCAGCUGUGGAGCUGCCCAAGAUCUUGUGUCAAGAGGAGCAAGACGCCUACCGAAAAAUCCAUAGCCUUACUCAUCUAGACUCAAUAACCAAGAUCCACAAUGGCUCAGUGUUCACCAAAAAUCUCUGCAGCCAGAUGUCUGCCAUCAGCGGCCCCCUGCUGCAGUGGCUGGAGGACCGCCUGGAGCAGAACAAGCAGAGGAUGCAGGAACUGCAGCGGGAGAAAGAAGAGCUGUUGGAGGAACUUUCUACCCUGUAGCGCUUGAGAACAAAGGCCCUCGUGGCUUAGGGAGCAGAGCGAGACGAUGGGUUCCUAAGCCUGGCCGGGGCCCUGCCUUGACACUUUCCUCCUCCGUUCCAUCUCGUAGCAGACACUGCCACAAAACGGGAAGGACCCUGGGCACAAACGCUGUUCCGUCAAAGGGAGGAUCGGCCUCCUAGAGUAGAUCAGCUGCCUUUGCAGAAGAGCAAACCUCUGUCUUUUGCAGAUGGGGGGACUCGACUUCAUCCUUCACGCAGCUGCCGCAGGAGAGUCGGAGGAGGGUGCAGCUGCCCUGACCUUGGCAUGCACCCUGUAACAACAAACUAAUCUGCACUUGGCGUGGACUGGUAAUGUUGAGGUUACAGGGAUCCUUUUGUGUCUGCCUCUUCCCAGGAGGAUCUCUGUCCCUAUUAAGCUUUUAAAAACUGGAGUGAUUGAUGGAUGCUUGUGAAGCAGUAGUCAUGCUCAUGUUCUGUCUUUUAACCUAAAUAAAGUCAA
Messenger RNA from Gekko japonicus, 1153 nucleotides. It is a transcript of the gene BRCC3, whose product is annotated as BRCA1/BRCA2-containing complex subunit 3. The transcript has 5 exons. The record is from RefSeq and is a predicted model, not a curated record. Lineage: Eukaryota; Metazoa; Chordata; Lepidosauria; Squamata; Gekkonidae. Gene Ontology annotation, molecular function: polyubiquitin modification-dependent protein binding; metallopeptidase activity. Gene Ontology annotation, biological process: double-strand break repair. Gene Ontology annotation, cellular component: BRCA1-A complex; BRISC complex. The coding region runs from base 167 to 652 and encodes 161 amino acids.